AUGAAACAAAGAGAGUUAAAUAAAGAGAUAUACAGGACUUAUCAUUGCUUUUCCGAACAAAAAUCAAGUGAAUUAAGUGGAAAGUCUGCACCUAAAGAAGGCCUUCCAAACAUUUCAAUUUACCAGGCUCAAAUGUUUAGAAGUAAACAGUUCAAUGCGGCAUUAAGAGAAACAAUUGAAAUGAACUUUAAAUACAAGUUAAACAAAUUGAAUCAGUAUAAAAAAGAAAUGAAUUCUAGCAUGCUUCAGAAAAAUGAUAAUUAUGUAAGGAAAUUAAAUGUGUAA
Messenger RNA from Cryptosporidium ubiquitum, 285 nucleotides. RefSeq lists its product as uncharacterized. Bases 1 to 285 code for a protein of 94 amino acids. NCBI's taxonomy places the organism in Eukaryota, Apicomplexa, Conoidasida, Eucoccidiorida, Cryptosporidiidae. The transcript has a single exon. The record is from RefSeq and is a predicted model, not a curated record.